AUGGCAACGUUUCAAGCUCCACAAGCAUUGGACCUUAGUGGCAACGUAGCUGAAAAUUGGAAAAGAUUUAAGCAACGUUUUAUGCUCUACUUGGAAGCCCUGGGAUCCGACAAGAUGCCCGAGAGACGAAAAAUAGCUAUAUUGCUGACCACUAUAGGUGAUGCGGCUCUAGAAGUGUAUAAUACCUUCUCGUUUAGUGAGUCAACUCCCAAACUCGAAGAAGUUAUAGGAGAAUUUGAUAAGUACUGUCAGCCACUAAAAAACAUAAUUUUUGAACGGUUUAAGUUUCACUCAUUGGGACAGAAGGAAGGUCAGUCGGUUGAUUCUUACGUGACAGAACUGAAGAAAGCAGCAUCCAACUGUGAAUUUAAAGACGAAGAAGAUAUGAUUCGAGACAGACUGGUGCUAGGGAUUCGCGAUAAAGUGAUGCAGGAACGUCUGCUGCGAGAUACAAGCCUCACUCUCAAGAAAGCCGUUGAGUUCUGCCGAACUUGUGAAACAAGUCAAAACCAGGUUAGAGAACUUCAAAAUACAGUGGAGUCUAUCAAAGUUACAGGUAGGCCUAUGUCUAGUAACAAUACUUCUAGGUUACCUUCUAAGGUAGGCUCAAAGCAACACAAUGAAUUCUUUUUAUGUAAGAAGUGUGCAAACACCCAUAGAGCUCGGAACUGUCCAGCCUAUAACAAGAACUGUGCUUUGUGCAAGGACAAACAUCAUUUUGCUAAGUGCUGCCCUAAUAAAGAUAGACUUAAAUUUAGUAACAAGGCUAACGGUAAACCGAAGAAGAAAGUUUAUGAAGUUGAAACAGACACUGCGACUGCGGAUCAACUUGUUGAGGAUGAAUAUGCAAUAGGCGUAGACUUUUUCAGUGAAUCUGAUGAUCUCUUUGUUAACUCUCUAGAAAAUAAGUCACCUGAUAAUGCUGCCAUUACUGUAGCUUCAUCUAGUUGGUAA
Molecule: messenger RNA, 954 nt
Organism: Macrosteles quadrilineatus (aster leafhopper)
Lineage: Eukaryota; Metazoa; Arthropoda; Insecta; Hemiptera; Cicadellidae
Exons: 2
Coding region: 1-954 (317 amino acids)
Source: RefSeq, a predicted model, not a curated record